Messenger RNA from Lytechinus variegatus (green sea urchin), 1735 nucleotides. RefSeq names its product transcription elongation factor SPT4-like (gene supt4h1). The record is from RefSeq and is a predicted model, not a curated record. Gene Ontology annotation, biological process: regulation of transcription elongation by RNA polymerase II; mRNA processing; chromatin organization. Gene Ontology annotation, molecular function: zinc ion binding; RNA polymerase II complex binding. The coding region runs from base 1 to 705 and encodes 234 amino acids. Lineage: Eukaryota; Metazoa; Echinodermata; Echinoidea; Temnopleuroida; Toxopneustidae. The transcript has 5 exons. Gene Ontology annotation, cellular component: nucleus; DSIF complex.
AUGUUUGACAGAGACCGCCUACUUCGCGCCUUUGAAUCUCAACCGCGCCAGAGAGGCCCCGAGUCUAAUCUACCAAACCCAGCUCAUCAGGCGACAAGUGUCCCGAUGUUCUCUCGCGUCACCAUCCGCAGUGACCUCCCCCCUAAGCUGAAGAAGGAACGCGGACGCCUUGCCGCAGAAGCUUAUCGACUCCGGCGGCAAGAGAAAGUUUCGACGCGAAUUCGUCUUGUCGGAUCCAAGACACCUUACAAGCAAAAAUUACGCGAAGGUCCAGGAUCAGGAUCAGAAAUAAGGAUCAACUUACGGAUACAUUUCUGGCCAUUCCAACGAGAAAUACCACUCAUUAACGCCAUAAAAAUGGAUGUUGUACCAACUGGAAUGCGAGGCCUUAGGGCGUGCCUAGUUUGCUCACUUGUAAAGACUGCUGACCAAUUUGAGACUGAUGGAUGUGACAAUUGUGCAGAGUUCUUACAGAUGAAAAACAACAGGGAUAUGGUAUUUGAUUGUACAAGUCCAACAUUUGAUGGUCUGAUUUCUUUGAUGAGUCCUGAAGAUAGCUGGGUAGCCAAGUGGCAGAGGAUAAAUCGUUGUGUCAAAGGAUGUUAUGCGGUAUCUGUAACGGGGGAGCUACCCAAAGGCAUGAAGCAAGAGCUGAAAAGCAGAGGAGUCAUCUACAAGUCAAGAGAUACGAGUGUCAAAUCAUGAUGAAACAUUGCAUCCAUUGUAAAUAUGUACAAAUACGAACGUCCGAAGGCGUAUCUAGGAGAAGACACACCCAGGAUAUCACUGAAAUUGAGCCCUCUUCCAACAGUUGACAUCAAGGUAUUAAAUGCUGAUGUGGGACUCUCUUUCAACAUCUAACACUAAUGGUCUCAAUGCUUGUUUACCAUCUGGAGUAAACGUUAAAUUAAGUUAUUUUUGCAUCCCCAUUUGGCAUUGAGACACUCGCCCCCAUUGGCCUCAAGAUAUGCCACUGUAGGCCAAUAAACUACUUCAUUCAAUAUUCACAUUAUUGACCAUCCUACAGUUAGUAUAUUUGUAGACCAUGCUUCUUUAGUAUCCAGAUUGAUUAAGUCUUGAAACCUACAUUUUCCUGCUUUGGAAAAUCAUGGACACUUAAAAGUUUGACAAAUAUGAAGUACAGGUACACUAGUCGUGCGUAUUUUCUUGAUAUUGGCACCCACUUGUGGCUUGUGUGCACAGUGCAGAUACAUUAUUUUAUUACCAUAUUUGUCUGUGUUGAAAAUUCCAUGUAAAAAUUUAAUUGUUUCUGUGGACAUUUAAAGACCUCAAUUUCUAAAGAUACAACAUCACCUUCAUUUCAUUAAAAGAAGAUAUUAGGCCUAUAUUGUAAACAGGCAGGCAUCUAUUUUUUCAUGUUGCAGUCUAAAAAAUGUAACUUAAAACUUGGAGCUUCAAAUUCAAAACUUUUAUAAAGGGACAUGUAGAAGCAUAAUCUUUUUUCAACUCAUUUUUUUUUCAAACCUCGAUGUGUGGUAGGUCUACUACAAAUCAACACCUUUUAAAAAAAAGAUCGCCUUGCAAAUUACAGAUAGUUAGUGUGGAUGAGUUGGCCCCAUAUUCACAAGAAUCAUAAAUCUUGAAUUGAAUACAGAAGAGAAAAGGAUCAAAAGGAAGGAAAUUCAAAGAAUUCAUAUACUGCUUUGAACCUUUCAUAUAGUUGUUAAAACUUGUACCAUGUUAGAAAUCCAGUAUUAAAAGUUUUAGAACAAUA